Molecule: messenger RNA, 528 nt
Organism: Aspergillus terreus NIH2624
Lineage: Eukaryota; Fungi; Ascomycota; Eurotiomycetes; Eurotiales; Aspergillaceae
Exons: 2
Coding region: 1-528 (175 amino acids)
Source: RefSeq, a predicted model, not a curated record
AUGCUCUUUCCUCUCGCAACCUCAGCCCUUCUCCUCGCCCAAGCCUGGGCACAAACACCCACUGCAACGACCACUGCCCUGCCCACUCUCGCAUCCGGCUGGUACUGGAUCCGGGCCGUCGAAACUCCCAAUUACCACAAGUACCUGCAGGCAAAACCCACUGCGAACCCGGGACCUGCAUACCUCGAUGAUGGCGCCAAUGCCGGCCAGUUCAACAUCGUCGACGGCCAGCUCGUUUACAACGUCGAUCCGCCCUUGUAUAUGCACGUGGAGAACUCCGCAGACAAGACUCAGCGUGUGCUAAAAACCUGGUUCAAUACGACCAAGAGCGACUAUGGCGCGUUUGCGUUCCAGGGUGACGCGCUGACAUGGUCGGUCGCCGAUAUCAACCGCCAGAAUACGGCUGCGUGGUAUGUGUGUGAGGAACAGGAGCUGUUUAUCAAUACUGGGGCGUAUCUGUAUAAUACUCCGGAUGGGUGUGCUGAUCAGACGAUUCACUCUUAUGGAGGGUCGACGCCAGAUGUUUGA